Messenger RNA from Mesorhabditis belari, 1257 nucleotides. NCBI's taxonomy places the organism in Eukaryota, Metazoa, Nematoda, Chromadorea, Rhabditida, Rhabditidae. The record is from the annotation of a GenBank genome assembly.
AUGCGAAACCAUUCUCGUUCACCGAUUCCCGAGGAUCCGCGAAAUGACACGAAAAUGAGGACGAAUCCACAAAUGAGCGUUUUCACUGGCGAAAGGGAGAAUAGCGAGAAUGAUUUUACAGUGGAUCCAAGCUCUCUGCCCGGCGUUCACCCAAUCCCGCGAGCCUUCAAUCGCUACAUUUUCUCGCAGCUCGAACCCGGGGAAUACUAUGCGAAAUCAUCCACCCAACUACUUGGCCCUUUCGCCAACGAACCCAACGAAAGCCAUUUGCCAUCGAAUGAAGAUUUCGUCAUCAUGAGGAGAAUGGCCAAACUUCCCAACGGACGAUUGGCUUUUCAAAAAGUGGCCGAGGUGUCCUGUCUUGGCCCAGAGACGCUCGGCUACAUGUCAACGAUGAGACGAGUGCAUUUGCAAUGGGAGAAUCCAGCUGACAAACCAACUUCCGUUAUUAUAAAGUUGCCCAAUGUGACCGUUGCAUCGGAGGCGUGGAGCAAAUCGGCGGAGAAUGGCCACGAAAUGGACGACUAUGGUGGUGAUGUGAUCACGAUGAUGCACAAUUGUGAAACGAGCGUCUACAAUUGUCUAUCGAAAUAUCCAGAAUUCCGUCUCUCGAUUCCUUUCCUGUACUCGGCACUCGACGUCUCAACUGGAACACCAAUCAUUGUCAUGGAGGAUUUGGAGAAAGCUAUCACUUUUGAUGUCGCUGAGGGAUUCAAUGAGAAACAACUAUUCGCCAUUGUUGACGAACUGGUGAAAUUGCACGCGCUUAGCUACAAGUACGAUGAAGUGAAAAACUGUGGAAUCAAAGAGUCAACUCUGACUCACAUGGAACAAUUCCAGAAGUUGGUACUCGGAGUCGCGGAGCAAUUGUACAAGCAAAACCCCGAAUACCUUGCCUCAGUGGAUGUGUUGAUUCGAAAUCAUUUGACGAAAGACUGGUUUCAAGAUCUUUUCGAGGCGAUCAAAAGCGAUCCGAACACCGUCCUAUGCCAUGGAGAUCUGUGGUCACCACAAAUUUUGUGGAAAGCCGAGAAAAUCGCUGCGAUCGUUGAUUGGGCGCUGUGCAAGGAGGGACCGGUGGAAAGCUACAAGCGAAUGUUGCCCUAUACGGCCGCGAUGGGCGUUUUCUCCGCGGGAAUGUGGAGCAAUUCGCCGGUACUGAAACGGGGAAAAGACGACGAUGAUGCGCGAAUUAAAGAAAUCAUGCAUCGAUGCAAGGAAAUUGUUGAAGAAACCGUGAAAGCUUAUGAUUGGAAA